AUGGCACCUAAAGAACGUCUAGAGCCGGGGUGUAUUUGCUUCGCCUACCAAGGAAGGCCAGAAAUCUCCACGCAGGGAUCGAUUAUUGGCUCUACUAAAGAUGUCGUUAACAUGGAAUGGCUAAAUGCAGAUGACUUGGCUGUUCUAGUCGACAAAGGUGCUGAUGCUCCCGAAGAUAUCACACUUGCCCCUUUCAUGGCGAUUUCCCUUCAUGAAAACCACUUCAUUGGGCUUCCACUCAUCAAAGUUCCAUAUACUAUGACGUUCAACAAGACUUGCGAACGUGCUGAACGAGUUGAUCGUACAUAUCUUGCAAUCUCUCCAUCAGAAAACACUGUCAAACUUAAGAACAAGCGAAUUGACAAUCGCUUCCGCCCUCUUCAGGGGACUAACUUCCCAGUUCAAAAAAUCUACAAGGACCCAAAAACCGGACGCCCGAUGCCCGAAUGGGAUACCUUCAUCGACUUCGCCGUGCCAAUUUAUAUCAAAUUCGAUCAAAUCGAAUGGCAUGCUGAGAUCUACAAGACUCCGGUCCCUGAAACUCUUCGCAUGAUCCGCCUUUUCCGAUUCGUCCAGAGUCUCGACUAUGAUAUUCCUGAUGUCGAAGAAAUGGACGGUGACGGCCAAGUACUUGACCUUGCUGACCGCGAUCGUACUCAGAGACGUCCCGUUGAGUGGAUCGGACCCGGAGUCCGCAACGAUAAACAAGGUCUCACCCCUCCAUCAAGCUCAGAACUUGCUAAAAGAAACCAAAAGGCCGCCCUAAACUCGGUUAAUUACGUCAACAACCCUAAUAAGGGCCCCAACAAUGCUCCUCAAGGUAACCCCGUUGGUAUAAAUACCUGGGCUAACAUCGCCGGCGGCUCGAAUGCUGCUCAUGUUGGUCAAAACCAAAAGUACAACAAUCAGCAAGGCCAGCAAUCCCGUGGAGGGGGGUCCUGGGGCCAGAAUAAACGCGGAGGUUGGGGAAAUGAAAGCGGCGCCGGCCAGCGCGACCGACGGGGCGGACAGAAUGGCGGACGAGGGCAAUACAGAGGACGUGGAAAUCAACGUGGGGGAGGAAAAUGGGGAAACAAUGGCCGCAAUUCCAACGACGACCAGAAGAACGGGCAACAAUGGGGCCAACAGAACAAGACUACCCAAAAUGAUAAUGGAAAAUCCUCAGGAGAAUUGAAGAUCCCAGAGAACGGGAAGCUUGCUGGUCUCGAGAAAGAGGUUACCCUUGCAGCCAAGAUGAUUCCUGACAUCGAAGAAGAGAAACCUGCUCCAGUCGCUGAGCUUCUCGCAUUGGCGAACGAGAAGACUACUCAAAUGAAAAAGCCAUCGUUAACCCAGGCUGCCAAAGAAAUCGGAGAAAAGGACAAAUACGACUUUGCAGCCUUCGUUCGCAACCGUGACCGCGAGAAGCAAGCAAAGCUCGGGAUUGUCGCCGAAGAGAAGGAUUCAGCGCAAUGCAUCUCCGACAAUGAUCGAACCACUUGGAAUAAAGGAGGGUCAAAGCUUGUUAAAGAACCAUGGCCAGAAGAUUGGGAGAUCGCUGAGCCCGGCAAAUCCAUCUUUGACAACAUUAAAGAUAUCCCUACCCGUGAAGGAUGGGACUUCCAAAAACCGAAUAUCCCAUGGUGGGUUCGUUGCCAGGAAUGGCUCGGCCUCGAAGGCGAGGACCGUGUCUACAAAGGAUGGGAGUAUCCCGAUGAUGAAGCGCUCUGGCAUUGA
Molecule: messenger RNA, 1716 nt
Organism: Orbilia oligospora ATCC 24927
Lineage: Eukaryota; Fungi; Ascomycota; Orbiliomycetes; Orbiliales; Orbiliaceae
Exons: 3
Coding region: 1-1716 (571 amino acids)
Source: RefSeq, a predicted model, not a curated record